Nelumbo nucifera (sacred lotus) is the source of this 1083-nucleotide messenger RNA. RefSeq names its product homeobox leucine zipper protein. Gene Ontology annotation, molecular function: RNA binding. Gene Ontology annotation, cellular component: nucleus; mitochondrion. The record is from RefSeq and is a predicted model, not a curated record. NCBI's taxonomy places the organism in Eukaryota, Viridiplantae, Streptophyta, Magnoliopsida, Proteales, Nelumbonaceae.
AAAUUUUCCUUGAAAAUGUGCCGCGAAUUCUAAUAGCGUUGGCCCCUACACUCGAUAGUCGAAUGUAGGAACUAGGAUUAGAGAAAGAGAUAGCAGCAAUUAGCAGGCUUCUUCCGAUUUCUUUGUCCGGCCGGCCGCUGAUAUGAGUCGGAAGAGAGACACCCGAUAUGCAUCUUCCUCUCUCCCGAAGCGGCGUCGCCCCAUGCCUUCCCCCUCCAAAGAACCCGACACUGUGAAGCCGACAUCAGCGGCCGUUGUGGUAACGGGACUCGGCUCUGAUUGCUCCGUCCUCGACCUCAAAUCACGAUUCGAGAUGUAUGGUUCCAUUUCUCGCCUCCGUAUUGACCGUGGUGGAGUUGGCUAUAUCACCUUCCGUUCCAAGGAAUCCGCCCAGUCUGCUAUUAACGCUUCCCUCGAUCCCUCCUUCGGUAUCAUCGUGGAUUCCCAUAAGGUCCAGGUUUCGUGGGCAGAUGAUCCUCUUCCUCAGUGGAGGGAAGGAAUUGGGCUCUCUUCUAGCAAGGAGCGGUCCUCAUCCAAGUUGCUGCGAGCAGAAGUACCUCUAAGGAGACAUGGCAGAGGUAAUAGGCUAAGUACAGGAGGUUCAAUAAAGCCUGGAAUUGGGUUAGACUUGCCUUUCAAAGGCCGGGAAAUUGUUGCCUAUGAUGAUCUUCUCUAACUUGCAAAGAAUUUGAAGGGCUCCUUUCUUCCAUUACAAAUACGAAUCCUGCUCAAGGUAUGGAGAGGAAUUAAAUUAUACUUGGGCCCGCUGCUGCUGCAAUGGUGGGACCAUUUCAGAACUAGAAAAGCAUUUGGUUGUGAGUGUGACAUCAAAUUUUGUUUUCCCAACUCUUGAAGGCGUUUAAUGUCUGGUUAGUAUCUCUUGUUUGGCGAGUUAGUUGGGUAAAUAUCCGAAGCCAUCUUUUAUGCGUUUGGCUUCUGAUGCAUCAGUUUGUUCUUCAUCUUUCACUCUCUUUCUUUGGAUCUGAUUCUGUAUUCUAUUAGAUAUAUUGAGUAGAGAUGCUAUUGUACUCAAUGUAGUAAGGGAAUGGGCUGUUGUCUACUUGAGUUGUUUCCUUUUUCUUA